This is a messenger RNA of Plectropomus leopardus (leopard coralgrouper), 6237 nucleotides long. Lineage: Eukaryota; Metazoa; Chordata; Actinopteri; Perciformes; Serranidae. The record is from RefSeq and is a predicted model, not a curated record.
GCGGACAGCAGCGACAACAAAAAAGUCAGUUGACAAACGGCUCCGCAGCCCGGCAGAUAGUAACGGAAGAAUGGACGAUGUGAAAACUGGCCCGAACCGGGACUGAGCCUCCUGCCCGGGUAUCCUCAGGCUACAUGUCACCCUCCUCUCCGUGCCAGAUGCCUCUGCGGGGCGACGGGGGCUACAAGCCGGCACCGGUGUCCCCUGCUCCGCCUGUCCCACCGAGGAGGGUCAGGGGCCGGCAGGACGCGGCGGUCCGGGCAGGGUCAGCGGGAGCCGGAGCAGCGGAGAAGCGGGUGAAGUGUGUGCUGGUUGGAGACGGAGCUGUGGGGAAAACCAGCCUGGUGGUCAGCUACACCACCAACGGGUAUCCCACCGAGUACGUCCCCACCGCGUUUGACAACUUCUCAGCGGUGGUAUCGGUGGACGGGCAGCCAGUCAAACUACAACUCUGUGACACAGCCGGACAGGAUGAGUUUGACAAGCUGCGGCCGCUGUGUUACACCAGUGCAGAUGUGUUCCUGCUGUGCUUCAGCGUCGUCAGUCCCGCCUCCUUCCAGAACAUUCCUGAAAAGUGGGUUCCAGAGAUCCGGAGACACGCACCCUUCGCUCCGCUCGUCCUCGUAGGAACACAGUGCGACCUCCGAGAAGAUGUCAAGGUUCUCAUUGACCUGGCUAAGUACCGGGAGCGACCUGUGGAUCCAGCAGACGCCCGGGACUGUGCGAUGGAGAUUGGAGCUGUGGCCUACAUGGAGUGCUCUUCCCUGACCCAAAAAAAUUUGAAAGAAGUGUUUGACACAGCCAUACUGGCUAGCCUGCAGAACUACAGCUCCCAUAAGCGCACAAGAGGGAAACAGAAACGGCGCAAAAAGCAAAGGCAGACACCGGACAAGAUGAAGAGUCUGUCCAAGUCAUGGUGGAAAAGGUACUGCUGCGUGGCCUAGAGCAGACCUGCUGCGGUGAGUCUGUGUCUGAGACUCUGAUGUUGACUUUUUCCUGGUCUGGAUUCAGCAGGUUUGGGUUCUCCCCAGACUCGCUUUCAGUUUGGGUUUUUCUCUAAUGGAGGCUGAUGUUGAGCAGGACCUCGACUGGACUCUGGCUGGGAACCAAAGUAAGACUGACACAGAUUUAAAUGGUUUUCUUUUUUUUUUUUUAUUCAAAGAGGGGUUUGAAGUCUCAUCAUGGAUGAGUUUUAAUACUGAACUCUAACAAAACCUGCUCUGAAUAUACUGCAGUGUCCCUUUUUCUAACCUGCUUUUAAUCUUAGCCUGCCUCCAGUAGGAGCCAUCUGCAAGAGAAGGUACUCCUGCCUCUACUGGAGUUAAACUGGUAUGAACUGGGACUAGGAGAAGACGCUCUCUAUGCCAUGGUGGAUGUGACAAUUUUGCUCAUGAUUAGACAUCUCCAGAUUUAAACAAGAACAGUGUCGUCUGUGUUAAACACAUAAAAUAUAACAUUUGUUUUGUCUGGUGUUGUCAUAAUUAACUUCCCAACAUAGUAUGGUUGUAAGUACGCUUGUUAUGUCGCCUGAAGCUGCAUCUAAACUUCCUUUGUCUGGCGUGUUUUCAACACUCAUGAUUAGAAAGAACUGCUGAAUCAUAUAGAGCUUACCUAAAAUCAAACUUUGUCCUUAUAUUUGUAAAAAAAGAAAAAGAAUAGAAGAAGCCAUUUUGGACUUUCUGACCUAGAAAGUUCACCUGACGUGAUUUGAAUCAAAACAUCAAAGAAAUUCUAGAGCUUCUUGUAUCAGUGUUGCUCUAAUGAAGGACUUUAUUAGCAGCUAUUAGUUUGACUCUGCUCACAUGCAGAGUUUACUGUAGUGCAUCUGAAACCUGCAUCAUGGUUUACUUAUAACUCUUCUCUUAUUUUUGGCUCCAUCUUAACUUUUUAUGAAGUUAUUUUGGUUUGUCAUGCGGUUUCCAUCAUGUCCUGCCACUGUCAGGCCCAGAAUGAAGCCAGAUAGUGGAAUUGUUUUGUGAGGUUCAGACAUAAGGCUUAUAUUCUGUCUUAUUUGCAGCAGGACUCAGGUAAAUGUCUUUUUUCCCAUGACGAUAAAAAGUUCAUCAUCCUCAUCUAUUCAUCAUUAGUACUGAAGGUCUCUGCUGUCUACGUUGUGGACUGUAGACCAGCUCACAAUUGACCUUAACCUGACAGGAGGACAUUUUGUAAUUUCCAUAUUUGUCACGUUGUUCCACAAGCCACAACUUUAGCCAAGUGACUUCUGUAGAGGCCUUUUUCACGUGCAACAAAAGAAUUCAGUCUAAAACAGAAAAUUCCAGGACUUGAAAUGUUCAUCCUGUGAACCAGUAACUUGCAUCCGCAGGCUGAAGGUAAAAGGCAGGCUAACACUAUACUAGUUUCAGAUAUUUGUCCUGCUUGGUGUCUGUUUGAUUUAUCUUUUGUACACUGAAACAGCCUUACUGUAAAUGUGAGCACUUAACAGAAUUAGAUCAACCAAGUGCUCUUUGCAUGUGUUUAAAUUUACAGAAUGGGCUCAGCUGUUUGUUUCUGUGGGUUUGCAGUGAGAAAACAACUCAGAACAAACAAAGAUGGGUUUUAUUUCUUAGCUUUUCAAUGCAUAUGUGUAUCUAAGACUGUGAAGUUUUAAUUAUGUGAAGUCAGUGAAUUCUUUUCUUAGUACGUAUAAACUGUAGUUUGUCAUGUCUAUUGCUCUGCAUUUGUUCCCUUUCCCCAAAAUAUGCUUUACUACAAUGGUAACCUUUGGUAAUUUCUACCCCUCUGCAUCCAUAAUACUUUAAUAAUACAGACAUUCACUGUCCGUCUUGUGGCUACUGUCUAUUAGUUCUGCAGCCUGUUCUCUUUACAAUAGAUUAAGUUGUUGUAAAGCAGAAAUAAAAAGAAACUGAGGCUGCCACACCUUCCAUUGUACAUUGUAGUUACUAAAACCAGACCAAAAUCCAAUAAUUUACAACCAUUUCUCUACAGUGCCUUCAUCUGAAUGGCUCUUUGUAUUGGAUUCACUGCAGCAGAGAGGAAAAAGGGUGCAACCAGGUUGUAAUGGACUUAAGAAAGAUCUGCUGUUAUUUAGUGUGCAACAAAACAAUUGAUGUUGAUCAUACAUAAACACAAAAAAAUAAUUUCCAUGCUUGCAUGUCACUUUAACUGUGACCUAACCCCCUGUUUAGAAUCCAGGUACAAACAAAACCUUUGUCUGACCAGUAACCCAGAGGCUAUAAGACGAGGUUAAAGGUUCAGGGUGAACAGUGUUCACUAAUGAAUUUUUCCCUCUCACAACAGUGUUUCAUAUGACAACUAAUAUUCUGCUACUUUUGUUCUUAUUUCUGCAAGUUAUUAUAAUCCUGUGUUUCUUAUGGUAUUCCUGGCAAAGUAAAACAAAACAAAAAACAAAAACAAUCCUGCCUUGGAGGUUUUUUCAUGAUUUCUGGGCUAAAAGUUGUGUUGUUGUUUGAGUUUGAAAUAGCUGUUAGUUUAGCGAUAGGAAAGCUGUAAACUCUGGGCUAAAAGGCGUCUGAGCCCAGGAUUAAGUUUAGAGUUAAAACCCUGCUAAUUGUGCAGAAGUGAAGCUGACGAGCAUCACAUUUGUCUGGUGUGAAAUGGAGUGAGCUGCGGUGUGCCUCAAAAUUCAAUCAACAAUAAUUUCUGUUAAAUGUUGUGUGGAGAAAAGGUGUUUGUUAAAAGUUAAACAAAAAUGUUUUUUGUAAAGUUAAUGCAUUUGCUGCCACAACAUGGACAAUCAUGGUGGAGGAUUACAAUUCUGUGUAAUACUUUCACCUAAUUAGUUAACCACUCUCUUUUAAACAUUUCUGUUAUGCACGAUUAAAUGUCCUACCCAACUACAGCUUAAUCUUUACACCAAAAUUUGGUGUCUUUCAGACUUUUCUGCAAAAAUGCACUUGUAACCCAAACUGACCUGCAGAUUUUUCUACAAUCUGGCAGCAAGUUGUGUAGUAAUACAUGUAUGCACACAAUGAGAGAAUUUAAUAGAAAUCAUGUUUCAACUCGAAAUGUUGAUUUUAGUGUAAAACUGAGCCUCGAUUUGAAGACAGUGCGUUACUGGAGCAGUUGGGUAGUUUUCUGCUGAAGAUGUGACGGGGACUGAAUGGUCUCACUGUGUGGAUGUUUUACUCAUGAUAGCAAAUGCAUUGUUUCUUGCUUGAGGGGGAAAAAAGGCAUAAUAAGUUGCUUGUCUUGCUGUUUGUGUGCAGUCUUAGCUGAUGGUGGAUUUAAGUAGGGUAAAGGUCACAUGGACCCUGAUGAUAGCUUAUGUUUCCUCUGUCAGGUCUGAUCAGUUUUGCCUGCUUACAUAAUUCACAGGGAGCACAGUAAAGUUUUUUAUCACAGUGUUUGUUUGCAUGCAGCAUGUGGCUGCUUUUAUACUGCGAAUAACUGUUAGAUUAUUCCUGUUUCAAUAUGUUAAAACAGCAUGAGUGAGGAAAACAAUAUCGUACAUGUGUCUGACAAGGGCCCGAGGAUGACUCCUUCUUUGUUUUGGUUCUCCUCUCUUUAUCCAGCCUGUAAUAACCUCUAAGCUUAUGGUAUAAUCCUUUAAAGGAACACAAAAUGAGCAUUUAUAAAUCAAUUAGUCAUGCUGUGUCGCCUUGAAUUUGUGAAGAAAACUUUUUUUUGCAUGCCUCCACAGAACAAAUUGCAAACAUUCUAAUUUAUUGAUUAAGGACCACAUUUAACAACAGCAAAAAAAUAUCAAAACAUCCACUGACAAACGCUCACAAAACUUGAGCAGUAUAAUCCAAGUUUCCUUUAUCCAUGCGUAUGCUCAGUACUUCUCAAACACAUGUAUUUUCACUAGAAAACCUUGGUUAAAAUGAGUUGUGUGAGAGUUUGUAAAGAAAUGUUUUAACACAGUUUUGCUGUUUUGUUCCCUAAUUUAUCAAUAAAUCAAUACGUUUGCAGUUUCCUGAGAUAUUUGAAAAAGUUUUCUUCACAAAUUCCAAUAUAACCUCAUACAACGGUUUGCAUGAUAUCCUACAAAAAUGCAAUCACAACAGUUGAUAUGAUAACGUGAAGAUAUGGAGGUUAGGUUUGGGCCAGAAAGGUUGCUGUGAUCAUCAUCUAAGACCUUACGGGAGAGCCUCCUUCUUUACUACCGUCAACACUGGUCACAUGAUCACAGUCUUCCAAAAUACGCUGGUAAUACACAAAGUGGCGGCUCUUGAUUACAUGGGAUAUGUAUGAAUUUUGGCGCAGUACUCUUUGCAGGACAAUGUACUAACAUUGCACGAGAACAACCUGCAAAUUCACACUGAUUUGAUAUAGUGGCCACUUUGUGCUUGACGUAUUUCUUUAAAGCGAGUCCAUUGGCCACAUGCGAACAGAGUUUAAAAGUAAUGCGAGUACAGAAGAGUCAGAAAUUUUUAAACUGAAUUUAGCAAAAGCUAUUGCAGACUACAUAAGGCUGUAGUAGUAAAACUCUUAAGUAUGUUGAAUAAAUAUGCUGCACUUCUUCGCUUUUCAAUUUAAAAUUUUCUGUUUAAGACUAAGAUUGUGUCUUUUCUUUUUUCACAAGUUAUAUAUUCUGACUUUAAUGUUUUAACUGCUUCCCAGGAGCCAGAAUAGGCUGUUGAUCCACAGCAGUGUGAGUCCUGUAUGACAGAUGGACGGCUUUGUAAUGUUGAACAGAUGGGUUUCUGAAAGUGAACUAUUGUGUUUAAAGACAGUCAAGAAGAGACGUGAUGGUGACCGUCUAUGAGACGGACAAAGAAAUGUGCUGCAAAGUUGUUUUGUUGAGGGUCGGACAGAAAUGUUAAUGCUCUGUGUUCGGGACAGGUGCAAAGUCUGGAUGUGGAUUGGGAAAUAUGAACAUGAAAUAGUUUCUGCGUGUGAGAGGCCUCGGAUUACUGUAAGCAAAUCAGUUUUUGUAGACUUUUAUUCCCACACAUUCCUAAUUGUUGAUUGCACAAGAAUAUCCUGUAAAGCCCAGUGAGUUAAAACAAAAGCAGACAGCCUGGGGAAACAGACAGAACGGUUCAUUCUUGAGAUUUCAUUGUUUUAUUGAGCUUGAUACCCCCUGAAGCACACCUGAGCUCACUCACAUGGCGCACCAGCUGAGAGCUUCUUUGAGGAAACCACCCCACUCGGCCUGUGUGAAACAUCAUUUUUCCUGCAUGUAAAAACAUUGUAACAGCUGCUGCCAUCUGCUCACACUGAACCUCUGUUUAAUCGAGGACGUCAGUCAAAGGAAGAAGUGUUUGUACAGAAGUUUUAUACGCUGAGAAAUAAAGAAUAUUGUGUAUGAUA